UACUUCUUAAAAGUAAAGUUUCCUCUUUAGACGCAAACUUACAGCGAAGUUGUUGCUUUUUUUCCUUCAACUAGGUACAUUUUUUUCUCAAACGCUAAGUUUCAUCGGCUUAGGGUAGAUGAAUAACCGGUGGCAGACUAGAGACUUCAUGUGAGUACAAACAGAGGCAAAGCUUAUAUUUAAGAUAGUAUAAGCUUUAAUUAACGCUUAAGUUUCUUUUUGUUAGACAAGGCGAUAAUUUCUUACCAAUUUAAACAAAGUUAAAUAUGACGUCUGAAAUCAAGACAAGAUGGGAGACUGUGCAGUCGAUUAUCUAAGGAAAUAUGGUAUAAAAUACCAUGUCAAAACCAAAGACAAGAAAACACGCACCAUGAGAUUUGGCGUCUGUUUACUUCUCUUCAGUAAUAAAGAGAUGUAUUUAGCCGAUUUCCAGGGUCUCUUGUCCGAAAUUGUAUACAACUGAACCGAGCAUUAGGCCUUCCCACUUCGAAAAUCCCGAUACUUAGGCAAACUCAAAGUGGGAGGAGUGUGUUAACCGCGCUCCCCUGGAUGCAGGAAGUGAAAAGAGGUAACAGAGAGAGUGAAACCGCACAGCAAAUUUGUGACCAAGCAGGAUAGCAGUUUCAAGUGAAGCUUGAAGUGGGAGCACUUCACAGCUACAUCAGCACCUCCAACUGGGCAAACUUUCGGCCCCUUUGGAUUGCGUGACCGUGACGACUAAGAAAAGGCCUGCGAACGAAAGUAAACAUGGCCGCCACGGCGAUGUUUCAGCGUAGAAAUAUUGACUUGUUUAAAACCAUUAUAUUACGUCUUCCUAGAAGCCGAUUUUGCUCGGCAGAUAGUAGUGAUGAGGAGCAGCCAAACGAAAACAUUUCUGAUGAUCCAGAAACUGUGCUUCAGGGGAAAAAGCUCGACUUAGUUGUGCCAAGCUUACGAGUGGACCGUGUGUUAGCCAGUGCCCUAGGCAUAGGAAGAAGCAAAGUGAAAGACUAUGUUCUUUCCAGAAAUGUAUACCUCAAUAAACAGAUUACAAGCAAAGCAGCAUCAGAAGUGAAUGAGGGAGAUGAAAUUGACCUCACAAGAUCGAAAGAGGAUGACAAGCUUCAUUGUUGCAAUUCCAUGCAAAAUAAGGAUUUAAACAUUAAGAGAGAUGUUUGUGGAUGCAUUGCACGGUAAGCUGAUGUUAAAAGUUUCUUCAGGACAGUUCAUUGUUCAUAGAGAGAAGUGAAUUGUUAAACUGAUAGCCUGGUCCCUUUGAGUGUGGAGGCAUGGUGGCCUCUUGGUCAGUGCAUUUGUUUCCGGAUUGAUCGGUUUGGGUUUGAGCCCUGGCUAGGGACAUUGCGAUGUGUUCUUAGCUAGGCAAUACACUUAAUUGAUCAAUUAAUCAAUCAAUCAAUAAACUUUAUUUAAGUGUCUAAAACUUCUAGUCAGCCCGAAGGCCCACUAAUAAUUUUGGGGACACUCCCAAUAAAAUUACUCUUUACUCUCACAGUGCCUCUCUCCACCCAGGUGUUUCAAUGGGUACCAGCGAAUUUAAUGCUGGCAGGUA
Orbicella faveolata is the source of this 1549-nucleotide messenger RNA. RefSeq names its product mitochondrial transcription rescue factor 1-like. Gene Ontology annotation, biological process: regulation of mitochondrial transcription. NCBI's taxonomy places the organism in Eukaryota, Metazoa, Cnidaria, Anthozoa, Scleractinia, Merulinidae. Gene Ontology annotation, cellular component: mitochondrion. The record is from RefSeq and is a predicted model, not a curated record. Gene Ontology annotation, molecular function: RNA binding.